Molecule: messenger RNA, 444 nt
Organism: Fomitiporia mediterranea MF3/22
Lineage: Eukaryota; Fungi; Basidiomycota; Agaricomycetes; Hymenochaetales; Hymenochaetaceae
Exons: 5
Coding region: 1-444 (147 amino acids)
Source: RefSeq, a predicted model, not a curated record
AUGCAUGUCGGAAAGGGGAAUAACCUUAUCAAAAGGGAGGAAGAGGUUGCGACAAGGAGAAAGCUAAGUGUUGACGCUGCUCAUACACCAGGAGCAAGCAAUCCAGAAAGGGAGAUAACCUUAUCAAAAGGGAGGAAGAAAAGGAUGGCAAAGAUGCAUAUGAGAAACGCUGAACAUGCCGAGCCUUUAUCUGUUAACAGUGCCGUGCAGUGCCGUCUCCUCUGCGGCUCCGAUGCCGACACUUCGUCCCCCGCGACUAACAGACUCCGAGGCGCCACUUUUCAUUGUUCCGACAGAGAGAAGCCGCUCCGUUUGGUACAUUCACGAGAACCCGGUGCUGGAUAUGAUUUCCGACGGACGGAGGAGGAUCAACAUCACCACCAUUCAUCUGACAUCAGUACAAUUGAAUACGUGCGCGCGUUCCUGAUCAACGGAGGCGGAUAA